Molecule: messenger RNA, 759 nt
Organism: Vicia faba (fava bean)
Lineage: Eukaryota; Viridiplantae; Streptophyta; Magnoliopsida; Fabales; Fabaceae
Source: the annotation of a GenBank genome assembly
AUGGCCAUUGCAUUUAUAGUAAAUUGCUCCAUUCACAAAAAACCCUUCCAUGUCUCAGAAAAUUCCCCUCAAGACAAAAAUAUUCCACUUUUUUCUAUUUUUAAGGCAAACCUGAGAUCAACUCUACCUCAAGUGUCUUUGCAAUUUGAUGUUGCCAAAACAAUGAAAAAUAGUGUUGCAAAAUUAGUUGAUGUGUUUGUGGAUUCAUUCUUUGAAUUCAUUGACAAGCCAUUGCUUCCAUCUAAGAGUAACUUUGCUCCUGUGGAAGAGUUAGGGGAAGCCAUAGUUGUGAGUAGCAUCCAAGGACAAAUUCCAAAGGAUUUUCCAGAGGGUGUCUACAUUAGAAAUGGCGGACCUGGCAACUGGGAAGCUCUUUGGAAGGAUCAGGCCCGUGAUAUGUACUUAAGGGAGCUGUAUAAGGCUUAUGCCUCUUUAAAAGAGGUAAGCAAAGCUCUGGCUCUAUUCAAUUUCCACGGCGGUGCAGGCGUUCAAGUGAUGCACCUGGCGAGGAUGAUUGAUGGGAAGAUUGAGGCUCUCAAUUCUGCCCAUAAGGAGUUAGAGUUUCUGCGUAGUCAAAAUGCUUCUCUGACUCAAAGAGCGUCUCAGACAGCACCCAUGGAGGAAUUGGUUGUUAUAGUCGAACUCGGACAUGCAAAGCGUCUCAAACAACUAGGUGGAAAUCUUUCUUUCAGACCUCAAUUGCGUCAGUUGUACCCUAAUUUCGUCAUUCCUGAUCAAAUCCACUUUUUGGAGGGCUAA